Messenger RNA from Strongylocentrotus purpuratus (purple sea urchin), 2710 nucleotides. RefSeq names its product NXPE family member 3. The record is from RefSeq and is a predicted model, not a curated record. Lineage: Eukaryota; Metazoa; Echinodermata; Echinoidea; Camarodonta; Strongylocentrotidae. The transcript is spliced from 5 exons. Bases 217 to 1917 code for a protein of 566 amino acids.
AGAGCCACAACGCAACUAUAUAUGUGCGUGGCUGAGGUUGCUAAUUUUCAUACAAUAUCAUUCUGUAUUGUGUGCAUCCGGUAGGGUUAGGUUUGUGUCUAUUUUUAGAAACAUUCCUCUACUACUGAUUGAGUAAUGACUAUACCGUUUUAACGACCUUUUUUAAAGCCGGCCUGCAGUCUGUUUUGGGGUGAAUUUACAGACAUUCCCUACAAGAUGUCCUGUCAACGUUCGACGUUAUCUCUUCUUCGCAUCGUUCUAUUGGUGUUCAUAUCGAUGGUGAUUGUACUCAUAGAGAUAUCUUCGAAGUGGCUGCCACAUCGAAACUUUAAACAUGAUCAUCCCACUUACAAGAAAAUGGUGUUCACCAAGCCAAAUGAAACUAGUUUAAACUGGUCAAACGACCCGUUCACGUGUUUGUCACAAAGCAUUAGCACAAACAUUGCGCCGACCAGCAAUGUCUUCUCAACGGCAGAGGUCAUCAACGCCAAGGCAUCGCAUAAGGUCAACGACACUCUACAGAUCCGCAUCACAGCAAGAGAUGUAAACAACGUCAUCAAGACUUGCGGAGGUGACUACUUCCGGGUCAAACUAUACACUGCAGAAACACAGUCAUCCUGGAGCAUUGACGUCACAAAUGACCUGGGAAAUGGUUCCUACAUUGCUGAUGUGACGUUACGAUGGCCUGGGAAGGUUGCAGUGAUUGUGACGUUGGUUCAUCCCAGCGAGGCUUUGAGGGUUCUGCGAAGGAUUCGAGACUUAGAGCCUGGUAGGACGGUCUUCAAGGGGCGCUACCUGAGAACUCUUGACUCUGGGAUGGACAUCUCUGAAGAUGUAAUGUGCCUACCAAAGGUCAUCCGUAAUCAUUCUCUUUGUAACUUCACGGAUGAAAGAUUAGGCUAUCCAUGGUUCUGUGUAGCGCCCUCUAAAAAUACUUUAUCGUGUGAUGACUGGAAGCUGUACGUAAAUGAUCCCAAAUUAGGCGAGAAGUACACGAUGAGGGCCGUCAGCAAGGAAGAGCUAAACAUUUUCAAGAUACAUAAGUUGCCUAUCAAACACCACCCUCCUCCCCUCAACGUAGUUGGGGACUCUAACAGAUGGAAGAAAAGCGUGUUUGCCUAUCAAGAUUCUCUACCUUCCUGCAGACCAGGACAACACUUACACAACCCUUCUCCUUCGGGCUUCUACAGCAAUAACAUCUGGUUUUCAGAUCAAUGCAAACUCCGUCGAUUUACCAAAACAGAUGUCUUACAGUGCCUGCAGAACAGAGCAGUUCAUAUUUUUGGCGACUCCACUGCUAGACAGUUCUUUUGGGAGUUUGCCGAUAACUACAAACCUAAUAUUGUGGCCGGGAAGAUACCAAUAGAUUUACGUAAGGGUUUAGUUAGGCCUUUAUAUGCUAAGGGUGCUAAGUUUAACAUCUCAAUAGAUUUCAAAUUUCACGGCUUUCCUAAUCGUCCAUCGGAUUUUAUAAGCAAGGAGACGAUCACUUACAUUGUCAAUGAAUUAGACGGUCUCAAAGUGGACUCUAGGUCGGUUAUCUUGAUUUGCGUUGGAACACACUACACGACAUAUCCAUUAGAGAUGUACGAAAAGAGAAUGAGAGAUAUCAAGGAGGCUGCUCAGAGACUACACAAGAGAAGUCCUCAAACAUUGGUAGUCUUCAAGAGCUCAAACACCCGAGAAUAUAAUAACCGCCUUCAUCAGUUGCACAACAGCGAGUGGUAUAUUGUGACGUUGGACCUAGCGUUGAGGGAGGUAUUGAAGGAUUCUCCAGAACUGGCCUUCAUUGACGCAUGGGAUAUGACCAUAGCUCAGAAUUCUAAAGACAGUGUUCAUCCCCGUCAAGCAGUUCUCUCAAAUCUGAUUAAUAAUUUUCUUUCCUAUAUUUGUCCUGAUGCGCCGAGUCCUCUAUAAAACCAUUUUUAACUAAGGAAUGCUUAAUUUGGUUUAUUAUUAAUCAUUAGUUUGAUUUCGAAUUAGGUAUAAUAGUGGGUUCUUAUACAGUUAUUAAUUCCUACCAGGUAACCGUUUCCCUCACCUGGGUGGAAAGUGGCAUAUUUAGAUUAAUAAAUUGGACUUUGGUGCCGCGGUGACCCGGGACGCGAUCAACAGUCCGGUGACAUAUCGACUAGACCACGACAUUCCUCCAGAAAGAAAUCCUUACAAUUAAUAGCGCCCUUUCAUGGCAUGGGAAGUUCACAUUGAAAUUGGUUGUAAAUAGAAGAAGCAAAAGUAGAUAAACAGAUCAAUUGGGGUUCAGCCAGAUGGUGUGAAGAAAAAGCAUAAAGGUAGGUUUCAUUGUUUGAGAUUGUAAUCGGUGAAACACAAAUUGGCAACUCUGUGGCAUAGACACUUUCAGAAAUUCUCCCGUCGCCUACAUAACGAUUAAUGUGCCAGGCUAGGGGUGUCACACAAAUAUUUGUAUGCAUUACUUUGUUGUGUUUGGAAUCGGAGUGUUACUCUUUUUUUGUUGACGAGGUGAUGCUGGAGAAAAUCGGGUUUCCUUUUUUUUUACGAAUAAGGUGUACACCUUAUUACUGGCCAUUCUAACCAUGGAACCUUAGUUUCGAAUUCACAAACUCUUGAUGGAAAGUCAAGUGAACGACCGACAUCACCGCGAGGAUUCUAUCUCCACUAGCAUGUUCCAGGGUCCCAUUUGAUAAUAUUAGUCAUCAAUAGCAACCGCCGGAAGUUACCAAAUCUGCUC